Molecule: messenger RNA, 7603 nt
Organism: Acipenser ruthenus (sterlet)
Lineage: Eukaryota; Metazoa; Chordata; Actinopteri; Acipenseriformes; Acipenseridae
Product: long-chain fatty acid transport protein 4-like
Exons: 13
Coding region: 475-2406 (643 amino acids)
Biological process (GO): very long-chain fatty acid catabolic process; medium-chain fatty acid transport; response to nutrient
Cellular component (GO): plasma membrane; endoplasmic reticulum membrane; microvillus
Molecular function (GO): long-chain fatty acid transmembrane transporter activity; long-chain fatty acid-CoA ligase activity
Source: RefSeq, a predicted model, not a curated record
UUGUCUCUUUAAAAGGAGAGGCAGUUGCGCCGAUUUUCCAAGCGUGCUGUGGAUACAAUGCGAUGCCCCGCCUGAGCCAGGAAAUGAAGUAUUUGUAUUUGACAAUUGUAUUUGUCGCUCUUCCUGUCUGUCAUUAGACACAAGACGCCGGUGAAUGUGGUUGUGGUGGGGGAGAGACUUAAAAGGUCAUUGUAAAUCCCGCUCGGGUAAUAACGGCAGAGACAAAGUAAAUAAACUGAUAAUAUGAGCUAGGUAAACAUGGGGAUAAAGUCGACCUGACACGGGUUCCGCCACACUGCAGUGCGCGGAAGAACGCUGACCGCAGCUAUCCUGAGCAUCCAGAGACAUGCACUGCAACCAGGGGACCGUCUUCAAUUCUUAAAGCGGAUCACGGUGGAAUUGGGCGGAAUCGGGUCCUGUUUGGAGCUGGAAAAAAGUUUGACAUUUGCUCGAGACCAAAAACGAGGUUAAAGGAUGUUGAGGUUGGCGAGCUCCAUAGUCCUGCUCUUUCUGCUCAGGCUGGUUCUUGGCCUGCCUUGGUACCAGGUCCUCCCCAGUCUGCUCAUAUUCUACCUGGGCUCCGGCGGCUGGAAGUUUGCCGAUGUCUUUAUCAAAACCAUCUGGAGAGACUUGCACGCGGCCGGUGUGCUGUUAAGGGUGAAGCUGAAUGUGAAGCGCCACUUGCGUGAGGGCAACACUGUGCCCAAGAUUUUCGCCUCCAUGGUGAAGCUGCACGGUGACAAGCCGGCGCUAAUCUUCGAGGGAACGGGCGAGACCUGGAGCUUCCAGCAGCUAGACGAGUACUCGAACCGUGUGGCCAACCUGCUGCUGGAGCGGGGGUACCGCGAGGGGGACGUGCUGGCCCUCUUCAUGGAGAACCGCAGCCAGUACGUGGGGCUGUGGCUGGGCAUGGCCAAGAUCGGGGUGGAGGCGGCACUCAUUAACUUCAACCUGCGCCUGGACGCCCUGGUGCAUUGUGUCAACAUCUCCAACGCCAAGGCCGUGGUGUUCGGAGGAGAGCUCGCUGGCGCUGUGCAGGAGGUGCAUGCUUCGAUGGGGAGGUCAGUGAAGCUGUUCUGCUCCGGAGACUGGGAUCCAUCGAAGGUUCCUGAGGAGACAGAGAGACUGGAGCCCCUGCUGGAUGCAGCCCCCUCCCACAAUCCAAGCCCCCCCAAAAGGGGCUUCACAGACCGACUGUUCUACAUUUACACCUCUGGGACUACAGGGAUGCCUAAAGCUGCUAUCGUGGUGCACAGCAGGUACUACCGCAUGGCUGCUCUGGUCUACUAUGGCUUUGGGAUGUCCUCCGAUGAUGUGCUUUACGAUUGCUUACCACUCUACCAUUCGGCAGGGAACAUCGUUGGGGUUGGACAGUGUCUGCUCCAUGGAAUGACUGUCGUCAUCAAGCGGAAAUUCUCUGCUUCCCGUUUCUGGGAUGACUGCAUCAAAUACAACUGCACAAUUGUGCAGUACAUCGGGGAGAUCUGCCGAUACCUGUUGAACCAGCCUGUCCGGGAGGCAGAGAAGAAGCACCGGGUUCGCAUGGCACUGGGCAACGGGCUGCGGCCAUCCAUCUGGGAAGAGUUCACCUCCCGCUUCAGCGUGCCCCAGAUCGCAGAGUUCUACGGGGCCACAGAGUGCAACUGCAGCCUGGGCAACUUCAACAACCAGAUAGGUGCCUGUGGGUUUAACAGCCAGAUCCUGCCCUUUGUGUACCCGAUCCGACUGGUGAAGGUGGACGAGGAGACCAUGGAGCUGAUCCGGGGUCCCGAUGGAGUCUGUAUCCCCUGCAAGCCAGGGGAGCCAGGGCAGCUUGUAGGCCGAAUCAUCCAGAACGACCCCCUGCGCAGAUUUGAUGGCUACGUCAACCAGUCGGCGACUAGCAGUAAGAUCUCACAAGACGUCUUUAAGAAAGGGGACAGGGCAUACCUCUCAGGUGAUGUGCUCAUCAUGGACCAGUACGGCUACAUGUACUUCAAGGACCGCACAGGGGACACAUUCCGCUGGAAAGGGGAGAACGUGUCCACGACUGAGGUGGAGGGGACGCUGAGCCGCCUCCUGGACAUGACGGACGUGGUGGUGUACGGGGUGGAGGUGCCAGGGAUAGAAGGCAGAGCGGGUAUGGCAGCUAUCGCAGACCCAGCCAGUGGGAUUGACUUGGAGAGGUUUGCCAGGGACCUGGAGAAGGCGCUGCCUCCCUACGCCCGGCCCAUCUUCCUCAGAGUGCUGCCUGAGGUCAACAAGACAGGGACCUACAAGUUCCAGAAGACAGAGAUGCGUCAGGAGGGGUUUGACCCCAAGGUUGUGUCGGACCGACUGUACGUCCUAGACUGCAGCAAAGGGAAAUACAUUCCACUGGAUGAGGAGGUCUACCGCAAUAUCCAAUCAGGGAAGCAGAAGCUGUGACCACCAUGACCGUUCCUCAAUUACAGUACCUCAGAUCCCGGAGCUGUUAAAGGAGGCCAUGCAUGGGUUCCAGCAGCAAAAGGGUUAACAAAAAAAAUACAUGCAGAAUAAAAUUAAUAUUUAAAAAGGGAUAGAUACUGUUGAGUAAGAAAGGGACACUAAGGGGCAGGAGUCAAGCCAAUCAAGUUUUAGGAUAAAUUCUUCAGGGCCAAUGCUGUUUCAAACCCUUUCUCCCUUGUCUAAAAGCCUGCAGCCCACAAUGACUGCUUUCAGCGGCUUGCAGAUGUGACCACCGACACCCAUUAAAGCUGCCUGCAAACAUGGCUAUUGAUGGCUCAGUGUAACUGCAGUAACAGGGCAUACAUUAGGACAGUCUGGAGUAAGGGUAGACUGCAGUUCCACUAUACCAAGUGAUCUUUAAUUGCAGUUCUUCUACAGUCCUAGUGAUGUUCUGUUAUCACUGUUACAGUUGAAAUGUCAUUAUUGUUAGAUUAAAGAGAAAAUAGCUCUGAAUGUCAUUUUCACAUAGGCUUUGCAGUUUAGCUGAAUCUGAGCAGAUCACAAGAAAACUUUGGGAUUUUUUUCAGGAUAUGUGCAUGCUGGAGUUGGUGUAGUACAGCUUCUGACCAAGCUUUUAUUAACUUUGUAUAAUAUUUUACCUUGGCAGAGAAUGUAGUAAUUGCUGCUAGCAUCCCAGCAAACCCUACUGCACACCAGUUCUGCAUGUGUUGCCCCUCUUCAUAACAUUCACAUGCAGUAGGGCUGGUAAUACUGCCGGCACACAUUUCUGGGAAUUAAAACCAGGGGCUUUGACAGAAGGCUUCACGGUAGCAUGUGGGGAUGUUCUGUAUCUCGUUUUAGUGUUUGUUUGUUUUUCCUACAAGAUGGCUUUUCUCAGACUGGUUGAUAUAUGAGCACAUUGUGCACUGUAGCUGCUUCACAAUAAUUCAGAUGUAGUUAUGCAUGAACUCUGAUUUAUUUAAUUCAAAUUGGAUUCUUACAAAAUACACUUUAAAUGACACUUCCCCCUCUUAUUCUUGUGAAACCCUAAAUCCGCAUCAGCUGCUAUUUGCAAACAAUUGAGUAGAUCAGGGUACUGCACUACUUUCAAUUGAUCGUCUCAAGCAACUGCUGUGACAGCAUCUCACCAUUUGUUUAAGAGCUUUUGGUUCUUUGCUUGUAUUUUAUAUAUGCAUAUUUCAUCAACCCUUCAUGAAAAGGUGCUGCUGGUUCCUGGUACCUAAUCACUUUGUAUGUUGUAGUUCAAACACACUUCAAUGGUCUAGCUGCAAUGAAAUCAUUGGGCUUACAGCAAAGGUAUUAGGAACAGUUUACCUAUGGUGUUGUGUUUGAAAUAUUUCUAUAUGAAUUAAUAAAAAAGGAAAACUCAAAUAUCAGCAUAAUAAAAGGGGGACUAGUAAUGAUGUUAAUAAAUCUAAUAAAAGGUAAGAAAUUGAUUUUUAUUAAAGCUUAGAACUACUUUAAAUGUGUGCAUUUCAGUGAGAAAAGACAUUCGAGCCAAAACAAACAAACAGGUGUGCCCCCUAUGAGGGCCCAGGUUAUUGAUGCCCUGCAGCAACACACAACUGAGAUUUCAAAAGCUGUACAAAAAGCUUGAGAACGGAUUGCCUGUUCACUGCAUGGCUGAUGUGGGCUUUGUUGGGGUGAAAUGGUUGAUUCAGCUGGUCACAUGGGAGGAAUUCUAAAGGGAUAGCUACUUGUUCACCAAAAUCAUGUUCAUGUUUGAGUUUUUAAUAGACCCGUGAUUGUUCCAGUUUUGGCGCAAUACAUGAAAUGUAAUCAAGCCUCAAUACCGAGAACCCCAAAAGGGCUACCAAAGACUGGAUCCACUGUCAACACUGAGGUCAUUUUUUAUUUUGUGCAAUCCAGUAAAUAAAGGGAAAGAUAUUUUCAGCUGGCAUGAAGGAUCAACCAACUAAAGCAGUGUGCCUUAGCAUGACCACCAACUGCAGUCUAGUUUCACAAGGGCAGGUUACAGAUUUGGGAAUAGAUGGCAAUGUGGUGUGUCUAGAUCUUGUUUAUGCAGAUUAUAAGUGGGAGAAGAAUCCUUUGGGUCAAGGUGAGUGGAAGGAGCAAGCACCAUUGCUUUUAAAAUAGGUAGUAGUUAUUAUAUCUAUAAAUCUAACCCAAGUGGACUGGGGUCAUUGAAACUUGAACACACUGAGCAGAUCUAGAAAAGCAAUGCUUUAGUUUUAAGAUACAAUUUUAAUAAUUUAAAAAAAGAAUACCUUGUAUAUACAAUAUAUUACAAAGGGCAUGGUUAACCAUACUAGGUAUUUUAUUGAGGCUCUGGAUGACUGGCAAAAACAAUUUUGCUGCAUAUCCCUUGUUUAUAGAUGCUUAUUGAUGGGUCCUUAAACUAAUGUAUGACCAAGCAUCUACCAUUACAUAAUGCUUGCUAAACAAGUAAUCUCAUUGUCUGUCUUUCUACUACAUUAUUCUUGUGUUGGUAAUGGCCUUUACUCAGUUAUGAAUGUACCAUUACUAUGGCACUGAUCUGGUAAGACUGAAUUCCUGUGUGUUCGGGUUUCAAGUCGCCUCUAUAUAAUCAGGUUGGCGCUGUCAUGCAGUUUGUAGAAAAGUAUGAAUGUGCAUUGCCCAUGGGAUCUCCACAACUGAGUGCUAAAACCUUUUUAACUGUUUUAAAUAUAUACAAAAAAGGGAAGCUGAGGCACUUGCUGUUGUGUUAAUUUGCUUUAUUUUGUUCACUUUUCGUUUGUUUGUUGCCUGUAUUUAAAUACAUUAUUUGAUUGUCUGUGUUAACUGAAAAAUGUGAGGCAGCUCGGUGCUGCUGAUUUGCUGCCAGGAGGUGGGGAGAAGAUUUUGACACGAGAGAAAUCAUGGGGGAUUCAAUCAGGAGAAUUAAAUAAAGGUAUCUAGGGUGUGCAAUCUCUGCACUAAAUUGUACUUCAACACUGCAGUCAAGAGCAAGUAGCACAAAAAUGAGAUUUCAGUGCCUUGUGUUUCUUGAUUGAGGAACUGUAGGCAUGAGGACAUAAAAGCAAUACUAAAGUUUCAUAAAACAUUACCCCUAAAGAGCAUUGCUGCAGCAUGCAUUAACGAGUGUGCUGAUGCAUUAUGCGUACAACCCUACAUAUAUAUGUUUUUUAAGUGACAUGUUUCUAGGUAAGACAAUGCAAUCAUUGUACAUUGUACAUUCCUUUUAUUACAAUGUUAUGAUUUAUGUUUGGGAAUGCUCAGCAGCCAUAAUAAAUGUAAACCGAGUAUUCCAAAUGCCAUUGAUUGUUCAUGUACAAGAAGUGCAAGGAAGCCAGGAGUAGACUAAAUGCUAGUAAAUCUGAUCCUGCUAGCUUAGUAUUCAGUAUAUGAGUUGUGAGUAAGUCAUAUUGCUGUUGGGAACUGUAAUUUUCCAGCUUUAUAAAAAGAACAGUGUAUUCAAGCAGGCAGUACAGAUGGGAAUCUACUGUAAUAGUGCAUUAACAAUGCAGACAUUUCAUAGCUGGAGUGUACUUUGAAAGCCAAGAGAAUUAAGAAUUGUGUUAUAAAAACCAAAUACUACCAUAAACUCUUUGAGCAGGCCAGUGCAUAUUCAGAAUACUGAGCGCUCCACGUAUACAGAGAAUGUGCAUAGAACACAUACUACAGUAUUCCCCUUUAUGCAUUUAAAAGCAAUCUAUUGAAUGCUGUAUAUUAAUAAAAUUGUCUUGUCUGUAAACACACUGAAAAUGUCAUUUUGUGCUACUUCAGGUGCUCUAAAUGAAAAGUACAGGCAGUACAAUACAUCCAAAUCAGCACUUAAAUAAAGCAUGAGCUGGUCUAUAGAGGCUACGAGACAAAACACCCUAGAGGCACAAGCAGACUGAACUUUAGUAAAGUUGGUGGCUACGCAAUUUGCCCUGGUGCCUUUUGAUCCAGUUUCCAAGUGCUCUGCCCUCAUACCACUGGUUAUUUCUGAUGGUAGUUUAGCCAGGUGCUGUAUCUCUCCCUGACCGACAGUUAGUGGCAGGUCUGUCCGGAGCAGGCUAAUUUGCAGGACAAAGAUCUAUUAUUGCACUAUUUUUAUUUUCUGGUUCUUGAACAACAAACAUACAUAUAUAUAAAUUAGCAGUUGCUGGUGACAGUAGCUUCAGAGUGUGAAUGGAUUUAUGCUAGUGUUGAAGCUACUGUAUCCACCCAAUUUUAGUUUUCAUUUCACUGUUUUUGCAAUGCCUAGUAUGGAUUGAACUGGGUUCUAUAAGCUUUCCUGCCCUGGAUAUACAGAACCAAUUAUUUUGAAGAAUAUUGACUCAGGACCUCUUUCUGCAGGCUCAACUAUACGCUUUUACACCGUAAAGGACUGACAGUACAGGAGACUUGUCUUUAUCCACCAAACAGAGAUCACUAGCUGUUGCAGUGGCUGUAAUAAUUCUUUUGUAAUGUGGAUUACAUUUGUGUCCUAAAAGCUAAGUUGUAAUCACAAUUUAAUUUAUUUUGUGUUAAAAGCUAGAUUUGAACCUAGGCCUCCAGAAGUAAAAGGCUAGUGGAUUACCAUACAGCACAACAGCACUUUUUUUUUCUGGUGUUCUACAUCAUAUAUCAAUCUAAACUACAUUCCAUUGCAGAUGGUCCUAGAUGGUCCAUUUCAUUUGGGGCAUUACAUGUUGUGCAGUGGCGUGAUGACCUAAACUUUCAUCUGAUAGCCUAGGUUUAAAUCUACAUUGUUUGUUCUCAAGUUUUGUGGUCUUAAUUACAAACUCUCUUAGCAAUUCAGCUUAAUUGGCAGGCUCUACUUGGUCCUUCAGGUCAUGAUUGAGGUGCAUUGUUGAGUAGUUGUGUUGAUUUCAAAACUGCUUUUUCACUGUACUAAUAACUGUCAUUUCUGCUUCAAGGGAUCCACAGUCAAGCAGCCCUCAUCAGGAUUGAUUCUUUAGACGUUCACCUCCCUUUAACAACUGUUUGCAUUGCUGUAGCAUCUUUAAUAUGCAAGAAGGGACAAGGUUCCAGGAAUAUGGGCAGUCUCUAAUGUAAAUAUUGUGAAUGGAUUGCUACUAGGGUUACAGUAGCUGUACAUCGUAGUCUUGGCCCUUUAGUGAUCCUUACAUAGAAAAAAAAAAAAACCUAUAUCCACAUUAUUGUGCCCUCAUCAACUUGUAUUAUUUUUUUUUUUAGUUGAACAUAAACAUUGGCUGUAUAGUCUGCUCUAGAAUCCAUAAUAAAAAUGGUUAAAUAAACUGUU